Messenger RNA from Plectropomus leopardus (leopard coralgrouper), 4249 nucleotides. RefSeq names its product YY1 associated factor 2 (gene yaf2). The record is from RefSeq and is a predicted model, not a curated record. Gene Ontology annotation, biological process: positive regulation of DNA-templated transcription. Lineage: Eukaryota; Metazoa; Chordata; Actinopteri; Perciformes; Serranidae. Gene Ontology annotation, cellular component: nucleus. Gene Ontology annotation, molecular function: transcription coregulator activity; DNA binding.
AGCUGGAAGCCGAGCGGCACAGGCGCAUCGCUUCUUUGCUAAAAUUAUUGGAAAUAACAAGACUUGUGCCCGUCUCAGCACCUCCAGAUAAAUCCUGGUCUGGCAUGGGCGACAAGAGGAGUCCCACAAGGCCGAAGCGUCAACCGAAGCCCUCCUCCGACGAGGGGUUUUGGGACUGCAGCGUGUGCACGUACAAGAACACGGCAGAGGCUUUUAAGUGCAUGAUGUGUGAUGUCAGGAAGGGGACGUCAACAAGGAAGCCUCGUCCCGUCUCCCAGCUCGUCUCGCAGCAGCAGGUAACGCAGCAGUUUGUGUUGCCCUCGCAGCCCAAAAAGGAAAAGAAGGAGCGUGUGGAGAGGGAGAAGAACGACAGAGAGCCGGCGCUCAAGAAGAACAGUCACAAGAAGAUGAGACCGAGGUUAAAAAACAUCGACCGAAGCAGCGCCCAGCACCUGGAGGUGACGGUUGGGGACCUGACAGUCAUCAUAACAGACUUUAAGGAGAAGGCCAAGCCCUCGUCCACCUCGGCUACGUCAUCCAGCGCCGCGUCCACGGCUGACCACCACAGCCAGAACGGCUCCAGCUCAGAGAACACAGAGAAGGGGCUCUCCCGCUCCUCCUCACCAAGAGGAGAAGGGAGCUCGGUCAACGGAGAGUCCCACUGAGUCACCCUCACCUCCAAAAUCUUCCGCCCCGACCUCCACCUGCAUCUCAUCUGCAAGUCCACAGGUCACCGGUGGAGGAUCCUGCCUCGACUUAAGAGCUGCACAUUACUGACUGAAACCGUUUUGCUUUUGGAUAUUACAGUUUUCAAAGAAAUUGUGACCAAACACAUCAGAUUUCGCAAAUUUAAUUAGUUUAAAGAUUUACUCAGCACUAGAAAACUGCAUUUAGAAAGCAAUACAAAAGAACUUCUGCUCCAUCUUCAGAGUUUUCAGUGAUUUUGGACAUUUGGUGCAAUCGAAAGGAUCCCACACGCUGUCCAAACUUUGCUACUAGAAUAUUUACAAAGACAGUUUUAUUCUGGUGAAGAACUUCCUCAGAACUGACCUGAGAAUACCUGAAUAAGUGUUUGGACAAGCUCUAUGAUCCUUUGCAGUUUCCUUCAGAUGCACCUACCUUUUAAGGUUUUUCUCCGUUUUUUUUUUUUUUUUUUUAGCAUUUUUGUUAAAAUGUGCAGCCCCACCCUCGACAUCCCCUUCAGUGGCCGGCAGAGUGACCUUUUCUUCCUCAAUGUGGAAUCCUCAGCCUCUGUCAGGCGUCUGUACACCCCAUUAUAAACCUGAACCGUCUAUAAGGCACCCUCAGUGUCCCUAACACUGAACCUUCAACCUCACAGCAACACUUUGCUCCUGCUGUUGAUUACUCAGAGCUUUUACUUGUGGACUGCCUCUGCUAUGGAGUGACUUUUUUGACACAACAUAACGGCUGUACUCCUGUUGGCAACAUUUGGUGUUUUUGGGUAGUGUUUUGAGCAGGUUGUUUAGUUCAGGUAACACUGUAUAAGGGCAUCAGGCAGGUUUUGAUAAAAGCCCUCUUUAAAAUGGUGUUGGAAGGUGUUGUAAAUGAUUUUAAAGGAUAAUACCGGUGUUUUUUGUUUUCAGUUUGUGCCACUGUCAGUCAUGUUUGAGAUACAAUCAGGAUGUUUCUCUUCUAUCUUUGCAGCUAUUCAUUUUGCACAGUGUAUAAACAACAACCAAACAUCUGCAUUAAGUGAUAUUUUUGAUACAAACAUAAAAUCAUGUUAAUUUUAGUGAUGCAAAAAGCUAAGCAUAUAUAGAAUUAGCAACUCUCUGGCUAUAUGCAGCUUUUAAUUCAUUGUUUCAGUGUUCUGAACAUCACAUAGACCAAGCAUUGACCAUCAAUGCCCAGACAAGCUGCUGUAACAAUACCUGUCCAGCAUGAAAACACAGAAGAUUUUUAAGAAACCGUUUCUGGUGAAUGAAGUCAUACCAACUGCUACUGUAACUAACUAGCUACAAGCUGAGUUCAGACCACCUGUAUUAAUAUCAGUGAUGUACCACUUACUGAGAAACAGUAGUUACAGUUACCUAAUUACAAACAUAGUUACUGAUUACUUCCACCAAAAAGUAAUGCGUUACUGUGAUAAGUAACUUUAACAUUUUUUAAAUGUGUGCUUUGAAAUGUUGCCCUUGGUAAUAUGCUUAUAGCUUUUAUUUUAGCAAAGUUGCAGAAUGGAAUACUAUGAACACUUCUGAUCAACUUGACAAUUUAAAUUUGCAAUCAAAUAUGCUGUCCAGGCACGGUUGUAGUUUGAAAAAGUUUUCCUGGCCACAUAGACAGAGUUAUUUCAUAAUCAGCAGCCUGAAAGACGGUGGUGGUAAGUGAUUAUUUUUCCCUACGACAGCAAAGGCAUGACCUGCCUUCCUUUGUCUGAAGGCCCAGACACACCGAACUGGCAUCAAAGGACAAGGAGAGCCUCACAUUGCCUGUGUCUCAGCCAAAAAGCUGCACUUUAGCACACUGCAAAGACUACGGCUGAUGGCCAAGAAGCACGCAUGUUCGGUGCCUGCGUGAGGGGAAUAACUCCAUAUACCAGCAGCUGACGGUGGUCUGUAUUCAUCAUUCUAAAAGGAAAACCAGAAGACCAACAUGAGUCGCUAUUUAGCCAAUGUUAACAAAGUAUAUUUACUGUGCCCUAGCAAAAAAUAACAGUUACUAAAUGUUUCUGCUAAGGGCUCAAUGUCUGAAAAUUACUACCCAAUAUAACAAGUUUGCUUCGAUCUUGUGCCCUCUUGACUUUUGUUGUUUGCUUUCUUCACUUCUGUUUUCUUUUUGGGCACCGAGCUGAACUGCCAAUCAGAGUGAUUUCAUUCACCAACGGGUUCCAUCGUCUCAGACGCCGAUUCAACAUCUUUAAGUGGCCAACUGUGGUUUCUGAGUGUCACAGAAAUUAAACUGCCUCUGAUUGGCUGACCAUGACAUACAUUUUUAUCCUAACUAAUUUCACUCCUUUGCCUAAACCUAACCAAGCCUAUUAACGAAGAAAAUGAGAACAAGCCAGUCAGAGAGAGGGUAGGGCGGGUCAUGCUUUCAGUAGGGAAAAAAGGUAAUCAGAAACGUGCUCCAGAUAGUUGUUAUCCAGAACAGCUAAAAUCUGUCUCUCAGGGCUUUUUUUCUCUCGAGUCUAUUUUACAGUCAGUUUUGCUGACAAAAAAAAUCACUUAAUGCAGCUUCAAGAAUUGUCCAAGCUUUGUAAUUUAGUCAGCUUGAAACUUGGGUCAUGCUAAAUCUGUCAGUCACAUGUCCUUCAUGUUACACCGUGGUGACUGUCAGUCACACGAAUCCCACAGAUUAUCUACGCAAAUACAGUUACAGUUCUUCCUACAUCAUCAUAUUGCUGCUUUUUUGGCACACUUUUGAAUAGUUUAUUUCAAGCCAUCACAGUAAAGUUUUUUUCAGAGUUUAUUGUGAAAUGAUAAUAAUAAUAAGUAUUGUAGAGUGCAGUUAAGAGACUGUGGCUGUAAAUGACACCGGUAUUCUCCUUUUUAUCUGUGCUGCACCUGCUCAGUCACACAGUUGAAAACCAGAGGGUGCUUGUGCUUUUCUGCCCCCACUGCGAACCCAGUUUGGAAACAGUGCUACUACAGCGGGAAAAGGAGCUUCUGGACGUGCAGAGUUAUCAGCGGCAUAAGGUGAUGGCCUGCAGUGUGACGGACUUCAGAAACUGUUUCUCCAUUUUGACGUAGCAAAGUGGGAGAGCUUUAGAGAAUACUAAACCCCCGGCAGAACAAGUAUAGAUCAACCUAACUACACAAUAACUUAUGAAACCUGUAGAAUACUACACAGAUAAAAAUGGAUAUUUCUAAAAUAUUGUACUACAAUGUUUCGAUGUGGUUGUAUUCUCCAUCAUAGCAGUGUUAUUGUUGAGAUUUUACUUUAACAUGUUUAGCACAGAUCCUAAGAACUGUCAUGGCAUGAUAAUAUUAUGGUCUCGGUAUAUUGUGGGACAGGCUAUGUCUCUUAGUUUGUUAGCAUUGUUUCAUGUGUCAGAGACUCAUAGGUUCAGUGCACUAGCUGGGACUAGCUGUGUGGACUCGUGGGAAGUGUUCAGACGGACGUUUGUUACUCGGUUGUGGCAAAAAUGGAAUGACACUUUAAAAAAUAUGUUGGUUGUCACUUGUUUUUUGUUUGUUUGGUUUUUUUUUUGCUUUGCCAUGCUCAGUUGUUUUAAAAUGUGUGAACUUGUUUAUUACAUGUCUGAAUAAGAAAAUUCAAACAAAGGAAA